Messenger RNA from Rhizoctonia solani, 2457 nucleotides. Its product is annotated as cation efflux family protein. Lineage: Eukaryota; Fungi; Basidiomycota; Agaricomycetes; Cantharellales; Ceratobasidiaceae. Gene Ontology annotation, biological process: transmembrane transport; intracellular zinc ion homeostasis; zinc ion transport. Gene Ontology annotation, molecular function: zinc ion transmembrane transporter activity. Gene Ontology annotation, cellular component: membrane; Golgi apparatus. The transcript is spliced from 13 exons. The record is from RefSeq and is a predicted model, not a curated record. Bases 1 to 2457 code for a protein of 818 amino acids.
AUGCUUUGCGAUUUCUUCCCUAUUUUGAGAAAACCAUGUGGUGCGUAUGCUGCCAACAAAUGGCUUUUUGAGCGCGGCGUUGGGUCUGUUUGGCUUGCCGAGCGCGUGUUGCUCUGUGCCGCCCUUGGGGUCGCUCUGAGAUUGGUCCUUGGGAAGAAGAAUAGUUUGAGAAGAGUCGAGUGGCCCUUGCUCGCCCUCUCAUCCUUCUUGAACUUUAUUCGUAUCCUCUCGUUUUGUGCAGCACUUCCUCGACUAGGAGCUCUCCGAUUAUUGAUAUUCACAUACUUGACUCCAACGUGGAUACAAUCCAUCGUCACUCUUUCCUCCACACGCGCAAUAAUAGCAACCACCAUCGCUCUUGCGUUUUCCGCACUCUCAGACGCCGGCUGGGUGAUCCAUCAACUCCACACACCCGCACCUGCAUAUGGGUUCCUACUCUUGAACGCCCUCGCUACCUGGGGAUACGAUCAUACUGUCCAUGCACUCUCUCCAGGAAUUGGGGACCAAGCUGCAGCAGGCGCGAGCUUGGUGGGUGCGUUUAUAUGUGCCGUACCAGGACAUUUCAUCGCCGUUGGACUCGGAGCAGUCCACCCUACACCUACUCUUCCCAUUCCCUCAUUCCUGGCAAUUUUGGUACUCGCAACAGGGUUCUUCCUCGCUCCAGGAACAGGAACAGACGUUACUCGCGCGACUCUUCCGUUGUUUAUAGCAUUCUUCAUUGGUCCUAUACUCUUCCGCUCUAACCCGGGGUGGACGGAUCUAUUGGUUGCUGGUCUAUUGUCUUACGGAGCUUCACACACCCAUGCUCGUUCCCUCACUGCCAAAACCCAACCAACAUCGCGUCUCAUCCGGUCCUACCUAAAAACGAUCCUCGCGAACCCCGAGUCUCGAAAGAUAUUUUACUUUUUGGUCCUUAACAUGUGCUAUAUGCUCGUCCAGAUGUUGUACGGGAUUUGGACGAACAGUUUGGGAUUGAUUUCAGAUGCAAUUCAUAUGGCGUUUGAUUGUAUGGCUAUUGCUGUCGGACUGCUUGCGUCAGUCAUGGCUACGUGGCCCGCUAACGACAAGUUCACAUAUGGAUACGGCCGAAUCGAAACACUGUCCGGAUUCGCAAACGGGAUUUUCCUCAUUCUAAUCUCGAUAUUCAUCAUAUUCGAAGCUAUCCAGCGAUUGCUAGACCCACCCGAAAUGAAUACGUCUCAACUUUUACUGGUCAGCGGCCUCGGUCUGGGCGUCAACUUGUUUGGAAUGUUUGCGAUGGGCGGGCACCAUCAUGGGCAUAGUCAUGGAGGACAUUCGCAUGGCCAUUCGCAUGGGGGAGGCCAUUCCCAUUCUUCGUCGUCCCAUUCGCACUCUAGGAGCGGUGGUGAUGAUCAUGGCCAUUCUCAUGGCCGCGAAGACCAUGGACACUCGCAUGGACACGAAGAUCACGGCCAUUCGCACGGGCACGAAGACCGUGGACACUCGCAUGGUCAUAACGACCACGGGCAUUCUCAUGGGAGACGGGAGAGCGCGCCCACUGUGGUUGUCAACGGGGUGAAUGGGCACGGGCACGCUCAUGAUGAUUGCGAUAAUCAUUCACACGACGGAGAACAUGGGCAUUCGCAUGGUGACCACGGGCACUCGCAUAACGGUGACCAUGGGCAUUCGCACGAUCACCACGAGAAUUCACAAAACGGCGACCACGGGCAUUCACAUGAUACAGACCACGGGCACUCGCACGACAGCGGCAAUGGACAUUCACACAAUGGAAAUGGCACUCAUGGCCACUCGCAUGACGAACACGGUCAUGGACUUGCUCCAUUACACGUGCCGCCCCGCAAUUCCACAUCCUCUCCUGGUCCCUUACUUUCCCCUACCUUGCCCUUCAUGCCAGCGAACAUGCGUUCGCCCUCGCCUCCCCCUGCUGCUCCCCCUAUUCCUACUAUAGCAACGCUCAUGGCGAUCAUGAUGGACACCUUGGGAUCAGUUGGAGUAAUUAUUUCAACACUGCUCAUCCAGUGGUAUGGAUGGACGGGAUUCGAUCCCAUCGCAUCACUUUUUAUUGCAAUCUUGAUAGCAGCAAGCGUUGUUCCACUCGUCAUCGAUUGCGCAAAGGUUCUCAGCCUCGACGUAGGCGAGCGCGAAACGUCUAUUCGACAAGCUUUGAUUGAAUUGUCCAAUGUCGAUGGAUUGGCCUCCUAUUCUGCUCCACGAUUCUGGCCAAAGGAUGGCGAAUCGCUCGUGGGUUCGAUUCACAUCCAGCUCGCGCCCUCAGCCUCGUCGUACGAUCCGGCAGGUGCCCAUCGCGCACAACGCGUGACAUAUGCAAAUGCCGACCGAGUAGUCGAUCGGGUAGAGCAACUGCUCCGUGCCCGCAUACAUGGUCUACACGAUCUUACGAUACAGGUCGAAGGAAGUCGCGACCAACCUUGGUGUUCGUGUCUGAAUGAUUUAGGAGCUGGACGGGGCAUCUAG